Molecule: messenger RNA, 1764 nt
Organism: Clupea harengus (Atlantic herring)
Lineage: Eukaryota; Metazoa; Chordata; Actinopteri; Clupeiformes; Clupeidae
Product: guanylate-binding protein 1-like
Exons: 11
Coding region: 1-1764 (587 amino acids)
Molecular function (GO): GTPase activity; GTP binding
Source: RefSeq, a predicted model, not a curated record
AUGCCAGCACCUGUGUGCUUGAUUGAGAAUGAAGGGGAGGGACUGCGGACAGUGGAAUCGGCCCUGGACAUCCUCAGGAGGAUCAAGCAGCCUGUGGUGGUGGUGGCUGUGGUGGGGUUGUACCGCACUGGCAAGUCUUACCUCAUGAAUCGGCUAGCUGGACAACAGUCAGGCUUUGCUCUGGGCAGGACCAUUGAGACUAAGACCAAAGGCAUCUGGAUGUGGUGUGUGCCUCACCCCUCUAAACAAGGACAUACGCUGUUGCUGUUAGACACUGAAGGACUGGGUGAUGUCAACAAGGGCGACUCGAAGAACGAUGCCUGGAUCUUCUGUCUGGCCGUGCUGCUCAGUAGCACCCUGGUGUACAACAGCAGAGGCACCAUCGAUAACGAUGCUGUAGAGAAACUCCACUAUGUGACUGAGAUAACCGAUCACGUCCAGAUAAAGUCAGCGUGCGCCCGUGAUGAGUAUGGCGAUGAGGAGGACUGUAAGUUUGUCCGCUUCUUCCCCGACUUCAUCUGGGCCGUUCGGGACUUCACUCUGGAGAGGAAUAUCGAGGGUCGUGACGUGAACGAGGACGAGUACCUGGACUAUGCCCUGCAGCUGAAGAAAGGUCAGUCUACUAAAGUAUUGACCUACAACCAACCGAGACAGUGCAUACGGAACUUCUUCCCGACACGGAAGUGCUUCACCUUCCCGUUCCCAACGUUGAUGAAAAAAAUGACGAACCUGGACUCCAUGGCUGAGGCUGACCUUUUACCAGAAUUCCUGGAUGUCGCUGAACGCUUCUGCAGUAACGUCUUUGAAGUGAGCCGCGUGAAGACGGUACAGGGUGGUCAGGAGGUCACCGGCAGCCAGUUCAGCCAUCUUGUGAAGAUCUACGUGGACACCAUCAACAGUGGCAGCAUUCCCUGUCUGGAGAAUGCUGUGGUUGCCAUGGCAGAUAUAGAAAACCAGUUGGCCGUGGAUGCAGGCUUCCAGCUCUAUGAGCAGGCAAUGGGGAAUUUGAGUAAGACCUUUCCCACGGAUCUUGAAACUGUCUCUGCUGAACAUCUUCGCCUCAACGGCCUGGCAAUGCAGGAAUUCCACAAGAAUUCCUUCAAGGAUGAAGGCGAGAAAUACAUGAGGCAGCUGGAGGAGAAGGUGUCUCAGCUCUAUAAGCAGCUUAACACUCUGAACAAGGAGGCCUCGGAGGAGCUUUGUCGGAAGGUUCUCUUGGAGCUGUACGAACCAAUGGCCGUCAACAUUCAGCAGGGCAGCUAUGCCAAGUCAGGCGGGUAUGAGAUCUACUGCCGUGACCGAGACGCCAUGGUGGCCGAGUACAAGCAACAUGACAAGAAGGGCAUGAAGGGGGAACAGGUGUUGGAAGAGUUUCUCCAGGAGAAGAACGCUGAAGCAAACUCCAUCCUAAAAGCUGAUCAGAGACUCACAGAGGCCGACAAGAUGAUGGCCGAGGCCAAAGAGAGGGAGAAGGUGCAGGAGCAGAAGAUCAUUGCCAUGGAGCAGCGGCAUCAGGCCCUGGAGCGCGCCCUGGAGGACCUGCGUCUCAGCAGGGAGCAGGAUCUUAGGCGCCUGAAGGAGAAGAUGGAGGAGGAAAAGCAGCUCCAGCACGAGGAGUUGGAGCGAGCCAUGGAGAGCAAACUGAAGGAGUACAAGGAGAUGAUGGAGAAGGGCCUCAAGGACCAGGCAAACAUCUUGGGCCAGGAGAUUUCUGCUGGGAAACAAAAGCGUUCCGGUUUAGAGGAGCAGUUUAUAUUACCUUAA